Schistocerca nitens (vagrant locust) is the source of this 4449-nucleotide messenger RNA. RefSeq lists its product as uncharacterized. Bases 213 to 1994 code for a protein of 593 amino acids. Lineage: Eukaryota; Metazoa; Arthropoda; Insecta; Orthoptera; Acrididae. The record is from RefSeq and is a predicted model, not a curated record. Gene Ontology annotation, molecular function: interleukin-17 receptor activity. The transcript is spliced from 14 exons.
CCACUCAGUCACGGGGAACCUUGAAUCCCACUUGAGGCCACUCGCAAGGGGCAUUAGUCGCGCGCAGGCAGCGGAGGCGGGAAGUUGCGUGUCAAGUGCUGCGUCGAUUGUACAAUGUGUUCGUCGUGGUUGUCUCUCGUCCGCAGUUGAACCAACGGACACUACUAUAUUUCAGCAAGACACCAGAAUGAAGAAAUGAAAGCAGAUAUAAAAUGCUUUGGGAGAGAAUCUUCUUGGUGCUUGCACACCUUUUGGUAGUCAUUCUGUUGGUGUCAUCACUUCCACCUCAGCCUGACUGCUACACAUCUUAUGGACAGAGAAUAAAGAAUGAGAUAACACAUUCCUGUUCAUUAAGAAAAUCAGAAAAUGUAGUUCCAAAUAUCAGUGAUUGGAAUCCCCCAAAGGAAGAAUUUCAACUGAAUCUCAAAGAUUCAAAACAGGGAAUAGUCACAGCAAAAUUUCCAAUACCAGAUACACUGAUAGACUUUGAAGUUACACUUCUCAUGAAUGAAUCAGCUAAAACAGAAGAUGAAUGCAAGAAAAGUCACAUUCAUCAAGAGUUUGUAACACAUUCAAGGAAAGUGAUCAACCGGAACCAUUGCAGUGGGAAGAAUGAAUCAAGUACAUGCAGUUCUUGUGCAUCAGUGUAUGUGGAAACUGAAUUGCACAAUGUAUUCACGGGGUGUUACAUGCUAAAAGUUCGCCCCAAUAGAACAUCUGAUGAUAAUCCAAUGUUAAAGCUAAACAGAUACUCUAACAGUAUUUUCAUAAAAUCAAUUUACCAAAAAACUUUUAUACAAACCCCAAAUAUGUCGUACGAGUACAAUCCACAUGCAAAUGUUGCAUUUAUAAACAUUACUUCCUCAUGGAUUGGAAAAAUUCCAUUGCUUGUUAGUAUGGGAUAUAUAGAGCGAGAGGCAGGGAAUCAGUCAUGUCAAACAAGUGGCAUUGUGCAGUCCUGCUGCAGCUCAAAAAUGCCAAAUGUUACUGUGCAACAGUGUGAAACAAACAACCCAAACCAUAGGCAUCCAGAAUGUGAUCCAGAGGCUGUUGGUCUAUCAUGUAGGAUAUUUAAUGUCACCCCUGGAAAUUAUUGUAUAAGAGCAGAGGUUCUGAAUGAUGAUCGAUGUGACAGCAGUUCAGUGUGGACACUUAAGAGCCACAGCUGUGUUUGGGUCUACAAUCUAGUGGCUGCUAAGGGAGUAGCUCCUACUGGAAUUCCUGACGUGUCACCUGAUAGCAGUAUUUUUUACAUCUACAUUGGUUUGGGGGCAGCUGCUUCACUUGCCUUUUUUGCUGCUGUCAUACAUGCUGUGAAAUAUUUUAGGAGAUACCUGUCUUAUAAUGAAGGGGGCACCAAGCCACACUGGACUCCCAGAAUAUUUCCAAGAGAUAAAAUUCUGCUUUUGUAUGCAUGUGAUUGUUCACCUUUUAUGGACCUAAUGACUACAUUUAGAAAAAUACUCCAGAAGGUGUCUUCUUGGGAGGUUUGCGAUGUCUUUGACCCACAUCAGUGGAAUGAAAUUGCUAUUGGCCGGCAAGAAUGGAUUCAAAGGCUGUUGUCUGAAGAUGAUACUGUGAUCAUAAUUGUUGAUAGUACAAGUGCAGUGUUACACCAGAAUGCUCUGGAGAACAAUUAUAUCAUAAACUAUUUUCAGCCAAGGCCAAAUAGUGAUCUGUUUACAUAUGCACUUCAGAUGAUAACCAACAAUAUACAAAGGAAUGUUUACAAGAAGAUCUUUGUUGUAAGGUUCAGUGGUUUCUCAGAAGAUGGGCAGACACUAAGGCAUAUUGCUCCACUACGAAGAUAUAUACUGCCUGAUCACUUCCAUCAACUCCUCAGCAGCCUCAAAGAGACAUCCUACCUCAGCUUUGAAGAAGGAUCUGAAGAAGACUUGAGAGAUGUUUGGGAACUUCAAAAAUGUCUUGACAAUCUAAUACUUUAUAAAUCGAACAACCCAAAAUAUCUCAAAAGUGUUUUAUACAGGACUUGAGGAAACUGAAUGUUUGUAGUGCAAAUAUUUCGUAAGAACAAUUGGUUUCUGACUGAAUAUUUUACAAGGCUGUACAGCAUUACUGUACAUGCAGGAAUAGAGAGGACAGAUCAGACUUUUUUAUUGUAAAUAAAUAUUCAACCUUUUUUUGUAAAUAUAUUUGUUCGCUGAAAAUUUUGCAAUGUUCUGUGUUCCUAUGUGUAUAAGUUGUUAAUAUUCUUCAUUCCUGUCAUUAGCAUUCUUUACAGAUUAUUUAACUGUUUUCACAAUGAAGGAUAAUGAGAAAGCAACCAGUGCAAAAUCAAUAUAUUAUAUUGAAUCAUGAAUGUAAAGUGAUUUGAUUAUUAAGUGUUUUGAGAUAAAUUCUUGUAUUUUAUGUUUUCUGUACAGAAGAAAGUUUCUUGUACCUUAAUAGCAUUGAUAGAUUAAGGCUGUGAUACAUUAUACCCAGUGAUUCUUAAAUUAUCAUUCAUUCAGUUAGUUUUUUAAGAUAAGCUAUGAUAAAUAAGCUGAAAAACAUUUGUAACACAUGAAACAGAUAUGGUGAAAAAAACCACACACACACACAAAACACAUAUAUGCAUACUACUACUGAUUCAUAUGACAAUGUAUUUUUGAAUUAGCAAUAGCUAAAAUCUUCUUAUCUACAUUGGAGACACUGGUUUGGAGAUUUCUGUACUUAUAAACAAAUUUAAUAUUUACCCUAAAUUAUAACAACUGUUCUCAUAUACACACUGUCAGCAUCAUGUAAUGGAGAAACACAACUAAAAAUGCCCAAAAAACAAGAUGGUCAUUUAAAAUUGCCAGUCAUGUUCAUUAUGUUCCUUGUCAGUAAUAUGCAUUCUAUUUAAUAAGAACAAGUCAAUAAAAGAAAUCUUACUCUGGUUAAUUGCAAGGCUCAGUAUGCUAAAUUAUAUACAGGGUGUACAUAAAGUCCGGGAGCACUUCCAAUUAUUUGUUGCACAAGAACUAAACAUUGUACAGAUGUCAUACAUAUUGCAUUUUGAAGAGAAACUCUGAAAGUUUUUAUUUUUCCCAACAUUCGAUAUGCGAACCUUGAGUGACCCGGCAGACAUCAAUACAGUUAUUGAAUUCUUGCCAUACCCGUCCCAGCAUGGCAUCUUCGACUGUGGCAGUCACUUCCCAUGUUCUCUCCCGGAGGUCUGCUAUGUCACGUGGUAGAGGUGGUACAUAUACCAGAUCUUUAACGUGUCCCCACAGAAAAAAUUCACAUGAAAUGAAAUCUGGUGAUCAGGGAGGCCAUUUCAUGAAACAGCUGUGCCCUUCUGUAGCACGGCCAAUCCAGCGAUGCGGCAGCUCCGUGUUCAGGUCCCCACGCACUUCACGAUGAAAAUGGGGUGGAGCCCCGUCCUACUGAAAGAUGAAUGGAGAGUGCGACUGCAUUUGAGGCAUCAGCCAUUGCUCCAACAUGUCCAAGUAGGAAUAUCCAGUGACAGUGCUCUCAUUCGUGCUCCACAUUCUUUUCACUCACACUGGGACGUCGGCUUCUCUUUGCCGGGUACAAGUAACCCGUCGUAACGAAUUUGUUGUGCCAGUGGUAAAUGGUCUUCCUUUGUGGUGGCUUCUUACUGUACAUAGUUCUAAACAUCCAUUGAACAGCUGUAGCACACUUGUUUUUGUCGAACUCCAACACACAGAAAGCUCGCUCCGCACCUGAACUCGCCAUGUUUGUGACUAGCACUGACUGUCGGCAAAUUACCAAACUACGCUGUGGCGGUAUACACAGGGGAAAAAAAAAAACUUUCAGAGUUUCUCUUCAAAAUGACUUAUUUAUGAUACCUGUACAAUGUUUGAUUCUUGUGCAAUAAAUAAUUGAAAGUGUUCCCGGACUGUAUGUACACCCUGUAUAUUCACAAGACAAAAUAUUACAGUAGCAUUUUGAAAGAUUGUUUCCAGUAAUCAUUUAGUGUUUUAUCCCUCUAGUAGGAAAUCAUUUCCUUCAAACAUGUUUUCAUGCUCCUAUCUAUGUUGUCACUGAUGUAGCUUUGUCUGCAGAGCAAAUUAUUACUUCAUGAUGGGACUGCCACUGAUUUAUUGUCUGUAAUAUCUAUUGUUUGUAAUACUUACAGUUGUUUAUAUAUGUGGAAAUAUUUCAUGAGCUAUCACCUUAUCUUCAGGUGAAACUUCUUGCAUUUUGAUAUCAGCCAUUGCAAAAAGAAUGUAUUUACUGCAGUGAUCUGGCUGUCACUGUGAUCAAAGAAAAAACUUGAAAAUUAUUAAGAAUUCUACAGCAUGAUUUACUAUCAAAUGUUAGUAAUGUGAAUUUACAAUUUGUCUUGUGUACUGUAAAGAAACUACAAUUUUCAUCAACACACUACAUCUUCAUGCACAUUUCUAUAAUUGCAAAAUCUUUCAUGGUACACUGCACUUCAUUACCAAAGAUCUUUUGUAUAUCUUUAUUAUGAAAUUAUUUAAUAAAAUACGUAACAAGGAA